Gopherus evgoodei (Goodes thornscrub tortoise) is the source of this 1545-nucleotide messenger RNA. RefSeq lists its product as uncharacterized. Lineage: Eukaryota; Metazoa; Chordata; Testudines; Testudinidae. The transcript is spliced from 16 exons. Bases 1 to 1425 code for a protein of 474 amino acids. The record is from RefSeq and is a predicted model, not a curated record.
AUGAGCUGCGCCGCCGCGCUCCUGGGACUGAGGGGCGCCGCUGCCCCCCGGCUUCUUCGAGCAACAAGCAGCCGCCGCCGCUGGAGCAACCUGGGCGGCGGCUCCUGCGAGCCCCAGGCGGGCACGGCCGUGCGGGUGGGCUGCGCUGCGGGCUUCUGGGGAGACACGGCGGCUUCAGUUCCUCAGCUUCUCUAUGGAGGAAAACUGGAUUUUCUGGUUUUUGAUUAUCUUUCUGAAAUUACAAUGUCUCUGUUGACAGCUGCAAAAGCCAAAUCACCGGAUUUGGGUUACACUCCUGAUUUUGUGUUUACUGCAAUGGGUCCCUAUAUUAAGGACAUUCACAGGAAAGGUGUUCGUGUCAUUAGUAAUGCUGGUGGAAUGAGUCCACUUGUGUGUGCUGCUGGUCUUCAAGAAGUGGCAAAGAGAGCUGACGUUGAUUUGAAAAUAGCUGUUGUUGCUGGAGAUGAUCUGAUGGGCGAGAAAGACAGCCUAAAAGGAGAUGGUAUCACAGAUACGGAGAAUGGGAAGCCAUUUCCAGAGAAUAUUCACAGCAUGAACGCAUAUCUUGGAGCAAGACCAAUAAGCAGGGCUCUUGACCUUGGAGCUGAUAUUGUUGUGACUGGUAGAUGUGUUGACAGUGGCAUUGUAUUAGGACCACUCAUUCAUUCUUUUGGCUGGAACAGGGAUGAGUUUGACUUACUAGCAGCUGGAAGUCUUGCGGGCCAUCUCAUUGAAUGUGGUGCUCAGUGUACAGGUGGAAUAUUCACAGACUGGCAUACUAUUCCAGACUGGCAUAACAUGGGGUUUCCCAUAGUAGAAUGUUCUUCUGAUGGAUGCUUUACUCUAUCCAAACCACCUGACACAGGAGGCCUAAUCUCUUUUGGCACGGUGGCUGAACAGUUGGUGUAUGAAAUUGGCAAUCCUGAGUGUUAUCUCUUACCAGAUGUCACAUGUGACUUUUCUCAAGUUUCCAUUACUGAAAUUCCAGGUAUUGAAGGUGGGGCAGUGAAAAUUCAUGGAGCAAAAGGAUCAUCUCCUUCAACGUUUUAUAAGGUAAAUGCCACUUACCUGGAUGGUUUUAGAGCUACAGCUGUCUGCCCAGUGAUAGGGCCAAAGGCAGUGGAAAAGGGAAGACAAACUGCGGAAAGCAUUCUGAAAAGGACUCGCCUUAUUUUCAGUCAGCUUGGGUAUGAAGAUUACUCUGCAGUUAACAUACAGAUUUUAGGUUCUGAAGAUACAUAUGGACCCCAUGCUAAAAAGAAAAUAGAUGAUGGUCCACGGGAAGCUGUUAUCUGGCUUGCUGUACACCAUAAGCAGAAAAAGGCUGUGGAAAUCUUCUCCAGAGAGAUUGCCCAGCUGGAACUGGAAUGGCACCUGGUCUUACUGCAGUUGUUGGAGGACGUCCAAGAGUGUCUCCAGUUCUGAAACCAUUUUUCUUCCUUUAUCCCAAAAGAAAUGUCAAGAUCAACAUCUUUUUGAAUGGACAACAUGUUGAAACAUUUCAGGAAGAUCUUACAUUUACGUCAGAUGUAGUUGUUUCACUUG